Messenger RNA from Hydractinia symbiolongicarpus, 2195 nucleotides. RefSeq lists its product as uncharacterized. Lineage: Eukaryota; Metazoa; Cnidaria; Hydrozoa; Anthoathecata; Hydractiniidae. The transcript has 3 exons. Gene Ontology annotation, biological process: response to red light. Gene Ontology annotation, cellular component: nucleus. Bases 98 to 1972 code for a protein of 624 amino acids. The record is from RefSeq and is a predicted model, not a curated record. Gene Ontology annotation, molecular function: protein binding.
UGCGGCUUUUAAUUAAAAUACAGCCCGGUUGCUCUUUAUGGCUAACGGGGUCGUGUAAAAGUCCGUAUUUACGGCAAACGAGUGGCUGCUUAAUCUAAUGCUGACAGUCAGGGUAAAGCAAAUGGAAGUUCCUGAGAUCAUGGAGGGAGAUCCAUUUGACAUUUUUUUUGACAACGAAGCACUAAGUGAUAGGACGCUUUAUAUCGUAGAAGUAGAAGAAGUUGUGAACAUUUCCUGUGAUGCUGGAACAAAUAAAAGAAAGUUAACAGUGGGUGAAGGCUGUCCUGUGCAACAGACAUGUGAAAAGAAAUAUAAAAGUUCAGAGUCUGAUCCUUGCAGCUUUUCAAAAGACGUACCCAUCAACAACGUGGAAAAGGGAUCUUCAACUUCAUUUACUGAUGAAAGAAGACAAGAAAGCGUAAAUACAGAUGACAUUCCAGUUAUUGAGAUAGACGCUGAGGAAGUUACAGAAAGUGUCGAAGUAGCGGCCUGUUCGGACGAGGAGCUGACGAACAUUGAAAACGAGGAGUCGUCAUCUGUUGAUGUACAGCCGAUAAAAGUGGAAGAAACUGGGGAGAGCAUAACAUGUGAUGUCAAAAGUGAACAGAUAUUUCAAAUUGUUGAACAAACUUGCUCGACAAAAGAGAAUGCUUUCUCGUCUGUCCUUUCUAAUCCUAUAAACUGCAACAAUGUACCGAAUGAUCAAGGUAACGUCAUUGAGAAAAAUGUUAUAAAAUCAACAAAAGUGCAUGUGCACAGCGUAAUACUUGCGGCAAAAAGCUCUUUCUUUAACUGCCUUUUCUCGAGUGGGAUGAGAGAAACCAAUGAGAAGGAAAUCAAAGUUCAAGUUCGGAAGGGUGAGACCGAGCCUAUGCUGAUCCUGUUACGUUGUUUUUAUAACAAACAACAUAUAAACAGCCACGAUCUAAAUACUGUACUGGAAGUUUGUUUUCUUGCCAUGCGGUAUUGUUAUGACGGAUUGAUUAGUGCGUGCUUAGAUUUCUUAAGCAAAAAAGCCAAAACCUUGGUCAAACUUACUGAAAUUAACAAAAUUGUGUUACUUGUCUCUGCAAUGGAGAACCAGUUACCAUUUCACCAAAGUAUGUGCGCAAACGUGAAGAAAAUGUGCGCACCAGUGCUCAUCUAUAUGUUCUCUCCCUUAGACGAAUGUCUUGAAAAGACGCCAGGGAAAUUUAUUCAGCUACCUUUGUGUACGUUAAAUUUGUUUCUGGAGCCUAACGUUCAACAUCAGAUUAACAUUAAACAUAAGAAUUUGUUUGUGUACUGCAUGCAAGUUUGGUUGAAAUCAAGAGAACCGCUUUUGGCGGAGGAUGCCAAGUUUAAAAGCGAUGUUCUGAUUUUUAUUGAGAAGUUAUUGUCGGUUGUUGAUACCAACCACGUCACAGGUGACUUCCUUACAAACGUCAUGACGUGUGAAAAUUCGCCUUUCUCGAUCUGGGGCGGUUAUAAAGACUGGUAUAUAAACAAGUUACAAGAAUGUAUUUACACUUACGGAAUUCAGAAUUCCGUAGCGUCCCUAACCGUAAAACCCUACAUGGUGCUAAAAAGAAAAAGAUACGCCAAGUUCGUUCGCCAGGAGAACGACGCAGAUAUAUUUUCUCUUGGUUGCCCGAUUAUAUUAAACGGAUUUGAAAUCGGGAUAUAUUUACGGGGUCGACAAAGUACGAGACUGCAAAUUUUAUGUAAAUGUAAGAACAUGUUGCAGAAUAAGCAAGGUUUCGGCAAAAGUUCGUUAGCAUUUAAACUAAAUGGUAUUAUCAAACUGAAUGGUCGUCCUAACACGUGGAGUGUUCCUUUUCCUACUUCACCGCGCGAGUGGUUUCAGUUUAGAUAUAAACACAAUACGAUGUUUGCAGAAAUGUAUGAGCUGUGCAAACUAAGACCAGAUAUAUACACAUUGGCCAAACAGUUCGGAUUUGUGGUUUCUUUUCAACUGGAGCAAAUAAAUUAAAAAAUAGAGAGUGUAGAUCCUUUAGGACAGCCCACUGGCGACUUAGGUUAGAAGCUUGUUUUAUGGAACAGGCUUACUAGAGCGAGCUGAUGGUUGGUAGAAAACACUAAAUCUUUUUUUAGUUUUAAUUCUGUAAAUUUGUAAAAUUUUAAAAUGUAAAUUAGACUCCGCAUCUUAAGAGCUACAUAGAUGUUGCGUAGCAGUAGAUCAAUCUCAUUGUUAA